GACGCUAUGUAGUAAAAGCAUAUAAAUGUUAAUAUGUAUAUUUGCUUUGUAUUUAUAAUAUGUAUGUGGCGCCACUUAGUGGAUGAUAUUGAGCUGUGCAAUGUUGACCAACUAUUCUUAUUGGGUCAUCCAUUAACCGUCCUGCUCGCAGGCAAGUCAAUGAUUAUCGAUAUAAUCGAUCCAAAGUGCAAUCACAAACUGAACAGAAUCGACGUCAACGCAACAACGAUGUCCCUGAAAACGUUUUGCUCCAAGUUUCUUUUUGGGGGUCUGGUCUUCGCUCGACGAGAUGUCGGGAGGCGAAGUUACUACAACAGCGGGAGCUCCGGACGUUCCGAGCCCGGCCGGGCGUCUCAUGUCCGGGUGGUGGACCUCCGCAGUGACACGGUGACCAAACCCGGAGCGGCGAUGCGCCGGGCCAUGGCCGAGGCUGAGGUCGGGGACGAUGUGAUGGGCGAAGACCCCACAGUGAACGAGUUGCAGAAGAUUGCAGCCGACAUGUUUGGGAUGGAGGCGGCGCUGUUUGUCCCUUCGGGAACGAUGAGUAACCUCAUUGCGGUGAUGGUCCACUGCAGGGAGCGUGGCGAUGAGAUGAUUGUGGGCGACCUAUCCCAUUUGCACAUCUACGAGCAGGGAGGCAGCGCGCAGCUGGCGGGCGUGCACGCCACCACGGCCAAUACCCUCGCCAAUGGCACCUUGGACCUGGACCAGCUGGAGUCCAAGAUCCGCCACGACUACCCGGACCCUCACUAUCCCCGCUCGCGCCUCAUCUGCGUGGAGAACACGCACAACAUACAGGGAGGACGCGUCAUGCCACUGCCCUUCCUGCAGGAGGUGCGAGCUCUCGCCGACAAACACGGCCUGUCGGUGCACAUGGACGGCGCGCGCCUGAUGAACGCGGCAGUAGCCCUGGGCGUGUCGGCGGCGGACAUACUGCAGCACACGCACACCGUCAGUGUGUGUCUCUCCAAGGGACUGGGUGCCCCGGUGGGAACCGUGCUGGCUGGGCCCAGAGAUUUCAUAUCGCGUGCGGUGAGGUGCCGUAAAGCUCUGGGCGGUGGGAUGCGGCAGGCCGGCAUACUAGCGGCGGCGGGAAAAGUAUCUUUGCUGCAGAUGGUCAAGCGACUACAAGAAGAUCACGACAACGCGAGAACCUUCGCUCAAGCCUUGCAAAAAUGCGAGCCGCUUCUAUUCGCCGUCGACAUGGCGGCCGUGGAGACGAACAUCCUGCGCUUCCAAAUUCGAGAACCCGCCCUGAGUCCCGCGGAGUUCUGCGACCGCAUGGCCCGGGUGGAGGAUGGAGAGGAGGAAGCGCUGGGCCAGGGGGUACAAGUCCUCAUGUACUGUCAUUUUGGCAAUUCUGUGAGAGCCGUGUGGCAUUUGGGGAUAUCGGCCGAAGAUACACAGCUGGCCAUCCGAAAAUUGGAGUUUGUCGCCCGUCAAUCCUUUGUGAAUAAACAACAAAGGGGCUUGUAAAAUGUUUGCAAAGGGUCUAAUCUUGAACAUCUCUUUGAAAAACAAGCACACCUGGAGAAACGUUUGAACACUUGUUUUGUAAACUUAAUUCCUACCACUACACAAAAUUAUUCAGGGGCAGGGAAAGUGGAUCAUACGUAAGACCUGCUCCGUUUUUUAAUCCAGUUCACCAACAAUUUACAUUAUCAAGGGUUCUGUAAUAUUUGGGUAAUAAAAUUUUCUUUAUCAAUUUUAUUUUAUUAGCAUAUCGCAUGCGACAUGGUGGCCGACUGGUAAGAGCGUCAGCCUCACAGUUCUGAGGACCCGGGUUCAAUCCCCGGCCCCGCCUGCGUGGAGUUUGCAUGUUCUCCUGUGACUGUGUGGGUUUUCUCCGGGCUCUCCGGUUUCCUCCCACAUCCCUGAAACAUGCAUGAAUUGGGGACUCUAAAUUGCCCGUAGGCAUGACUGCGAAUGGUUGUUUGUUCCUAUGUGCCCUGCGAUUGGCUGGCAACCAGUUCAGGGUGUACCCUGGGUCCUGCCUGAUGACAGCUGAGAUAGGCCCCAACACGCCCGCGACCCGAGUGUGGAGAAGCGGCUCAGAAAAUGGAUGGAUGUAUCGCAUUCCAUACUUUUCUGAUUCGUUUUGUGAAACACUUUU
Messenger RNA from Phycodurus eques (leafy seadragon), 2113 nucleotides. It is a transcript of the gene tha1, whose product is annotated as threonine aldolase 1. The transcript is spliced from 7 exons. Gene Ontology annotation, molecular function: L-allo-threonine aldolase activity. NCBI's taxonomy places the organism in Eukaryota, Metazoa, Chordata, Actinopteri, Syngnathiformes, Syngnathidae. The record is from RefSeq and is a predicted model, not a curated record. Gene Ontology annotation, biological process: glycine biosynthetic process; L-threonine catabolic process. Gene Ontology annotation, cellular component: cytosol. Bases 34 to 1476 code for a protein of 480 amino acids.